AUGCGUUCCUCAAUUCAUCACGGCCUGCUUUUGGCCUCCCUCACUGCACCUGUUGUGUCUGCUGAGCGUGUCCUGGGUGCUUAUAUCUAUGCCCGUCAUGGUGACAGGACUGCAAAGAUUCUCGGUAAUACCCAAUUGACCGACCUGGGCUACUAUGAAGUCUUCGCUGCUGGAUCUGUGUAUCACGAUCUCUAUGUCAGCUCAAGCUCAGACAAGCAGAUCGAGGGAAUCAGUGAUCCCAUCGUGAAGGCGAGUCAGAUGAAUGCCAGUGCUCCCUCCGAUGCCGUGUUGCAGAACUCAGCCACCGGCUUCCUGCAAGGUGUGUAUCCUCCUGCUCAGAAAGCGGCCAACACGACAUUGGGAAAUGGUACUGUGGUCGACUCGCCAUUGAAUGGUUACCAGCUCAUCCAGCUACAAACCACCGCCUCGAGCUCCAAUAGCGAGGAUUCCAGCUGGCUGCAGGGCUCUAGUGACUGCUCCAAAGCGACCGUGAGCAGCAAUAACUAUUAUAUCUCCGAUUCAUACAAUGAAAUGCUCAAGUCCACCGCGAGCUUCUACGACUCGCUCACCCCCGUUCUGAACAGCACUUUCUCGUCCUCUGAUAUCAGUUUCGAGAACGCCUAUACCAUCUUCGAUUACCUCAACGUGGGCUACAUUCAUAACUCGUCCGCGACUUUCCCAGGCAAGGCCGAAUACAUGACCGAUGCGAACCGCGUGCAGCUGAAUUCCCUGGCCGGUGUUCACGAGUGGAACUUGGCAUACAAUGCCUCCGACCCUGUUCGGGCAAUCGCCGGUGCCGUUAUCCUCGGCGAGAUUCUGUCCAGCUUCGAUGAGAUCGUCGACACAAAGGGUGCUAAGUCCAUCUUGAAUGUCCAGUUUGGUUCAUACGGAACCAUCAUGUCCUUCUUCGGUCUGAUGCAGAUGCCUGCUGCUUCGCCCGAAUUCUACGGGAUCCCAGACUACGCCUCAUCCAUGGUCUUUGAGCUCGUAACCAAUGCCACUGGAAAUGAUUUCCCCUCAAGUGAUGAGAUUAGCGUGCGCUUCGCAUUCCACAACGGCACCAUGAUCGGCUCCGAUGAACUCACUGUUUACCCAAUGUUCGGACAAUCUAAUGAUCUUCUCUCCUACUCUGAGUUCACCACCGAGAUGGAGAAGGUAGCCAUCACCUCCACCAGCCAGUGGUGCGAUAUGUGCGGUAACACCGACGGCAGCUGUGCUUCUACGAGCGCCUCCACCUCUACCACCAGCUCGUCGAGCACCGGCACUUCUGGUGGAAUUUCUCGAGCUGUGGCUGGCGUUAUCGGCGCCAUGGUUACUCUUGCUGUUAUUCUCGGGCUGCAGGCUCUGUUCUUCCUGGUCGGUGGGUUCCGAAUCGCUAAGCGAAACAAGGGUGGCCCUGAAAUGGUCGCUACUUCAAAUUCCAGCGUUGAUGCGGACAAAAAGUCCUAA
Molecule: messenger RNA, 1449 nt
Organism: Penicillium verhagenii
Lineage: Eukaryota; Fungi; Ascomycota; Eurotiomycetes; Eurotiales; Aspergillaceae
Exons: 1
Coding region: 1-1449 (482 amino acids)
Biological process (GO): dephosphorylation
Molecular function (GO): phosphatase activity
Source: RefSeq, a predicted model, not a curated record